Messenger RNA from Chiloscyllium plagiosum (whitespotted bambooshark), 1392 nucleotides. The record is from RefSeq and is a predicted model, not a curated record. Lineage: Eukaryota; Metazoa; Chordata; Chondrichthyes; Orectolobiformes; Hemiscylliidae.
AAUGGUAGAAAUGGAGGAUUCAGAGGAUGACAAUCUUGCUACAUCUGGAAGAGAAAUGAACAGGAACAUCCUGGACUUCACUUUCAUUUCCAGCAAACCUCCAGUUGAAUACAGUUAUCAGAGGCGAUGACCAAUAUAACAUGGUUUUAAUCAACAAGUUCAUCUGCUAUUGAUGCUGAGUUUGAUACAGUCAUUGGACACAUAGAAGAUAUUAUUAUGGAUGAAGAAUUUCAACAGUUACAGAGAAACUUUAUGGAUAAAUACUACUUAGAAUUUGAGAACACUGAAGAAAACAAGCUUAUUUACACUUCAAUUUUCCAAGAAUAUAUUGACUUGUUAGAGAAGUACAUUGAGCAGCAGUUGAUAGAGAAGAGACCAGCCUUCAAUAUGACUACAUUCAUUACAUCACUACAGCAGCAUAAAGAUGAGAUAUCUGGAGAUAUAUUUGAUAUGUUACUGACUUUCACAGAUUUCCUGGCCUUUAAAGAAAUGUUUCUUGACUACAGGAUGCUUCUCAUCUGUCUCCUGGCGAUUUCAUCGAUCCUCAAGAAAAUAGUGUCUGUGUCCAAGAACAUCAAAAGUGCAAUAAUUGAAAAGCAGAAUAUGGCAGAUGCUGAUAAUCUGAAGAGACGAGAAAUUGUUGGAAAUACUUGGAUCACGCAGCAUCUGUGAGGAUUUGGUUUAACUUUUCUGGUCAACGACCUCAUCAGAAUUUGGACAAAUUGGAGAUGUUUUGAGCAAAGGGUAGGCUGGAAAAAGGGAGUGAAAAAAACAAGACAAGUUGUAAAGCAAUUGAGCUAUCUUAGAGACCAAAGGCAAUGGUGAUAGUGCAAGAAACAGAUAAAGUACUUUAACGGCUACACUACUGCCUGCAAGCAAAACCGUAACAGGCAAAGAAACGGGUUCCAGAGGCAUCUAAUUGAAAGAUGAGGCAUUGUUCCUUGAGCUUAUGUUGAGCUUCGUUGAACAAUACAGUAGGUCAAGGACAGGGAUUUGUGUGUGUAAGCCAGGUGGACAGUUAAAAUGAUAGGCUACUGGAAUUUGGGGCUUAUGCUUGCAGACUGAAUGGAUGUACUCUGCAAAACAGGUCUUACCUGUGAAGAGGAGACUACGUUGUAGGCAGGACAUUGAAAGAAGUAUGUUUGAAUCAUUGCUUCACUUGAAGGGAAGUUUGAGACCUUAGACAGAGAGAGAGGAAGUAAAAGUUGCAUUUGCAACAAACAAAAGUGAAGUCUUGGUCUGGAUAGUAAAGAUGGAGUCACUCAACUUUCUUAUGACAAAAAAGAUGCCAGUAUCUUGUCCAAUGCCAGCAUUUUAAAAAAUUUAUUCGAGGCAUGUGGGCAUUGUGGGCUGGGCCAUCAUUUAUUGCCCCUAGUUGCCCUUGAGAAGGUG